AUGAGUUUGCAGGUGAGAUCCUUUCAUUGAUAUCCCCUUUUCCAUUAAUUUGUUUAGAAGUAGCAACUGAAUGGAACAUUCCCAAAAGGAGAGUUACACUUUAUUGAUGGUAUGUGAAAUUUUUGUUCAAACUCGUCAAUACCAGUGUUCUUUUUCUGAUCCAGGUUCUUUUUGAGGACAAACUCCUCCACAAGGCGCAGCGUGGCUUGUUCAUCAGCAAACCAAAGUACGGAAUCUUCGUCACUGCCUUCUACAAGGAAGAUCUUUCUGUAAAUGACCUCACUGUUCGGGACCACAUUUUGGAUGCUGUACGUGACGUCGUCAACUAUGCUCUAGAAUUGGAGAAAGCUAAAGGAAACGGUUAGAAAGUUAAACUAUAAGGAGGUCAUUUUCAAUAAAUUAUGCAGCGCUCAUCCAAACAAUGAAAAAUGAAAAAUAGAUUAAACAUGUGGAAGAUGUUAUAUAAGGAAGUAGCACACGUGACUUCUGGCCUCUUGAUGUGACUCAUUGAAAGGUCUACUGCACUGUGCAUUACUUCCGACCCUCCUUAGAUGCUCGUGUUGCACUCUUUCCUAAGUUGUCAGACAGACUUUUAAAAAUAUGACUGACUCAAAAACUAGCAUCGCUCAAUACCUCAGCAUUUUUUCUCACGAAUUACAAGCCUUUAGGAACGGCAAACUUAACUGCUGUGAGGGAUGAAAUUGGGCAAUAUCGAGUUAAAUUUUUUUGCCCGUCCUUCCAAGGGUAAUAUUCCUCUCUCGGUGUUCGUUGCUGUUUAAAAUGCGUACUUCGGACUUCGACAAAACCAUAUAGUCACGGAGAGUUAUUUCGAGCAGUUCGUAAAUCUGAGACAAAACUGUAUAUCCACCCUGGUUUGUCAUUGCAAUUUUCAGAGUCAUUUACCAGGGCAAAUGUGGCAUUUGACCCAGACCAGUGGAGUAAAUGGUAUAAAGAUGACCCCAAACUGGCGAAUCUUGAUAACCGUCCCCCGGGCAAGAAACUCGUCCGUGACUCACAAAAAUUCCUGGACACCGGAGGAGAUGUGUUCUUUUUACUUAAAUCAAACUCUGUCGGGGAGGUGGAGAAAAUUCUUCAGCGUGUUGAGAAUAAUAUGAAACCUUUUUGCGAUAAGUUGGAUGUGACCCACUCUAAGCCCCCGAGUAAGGUAAGAAUUUGUUGAGUCUGUUUUUCUGAAAAAAAAGAGACACAUCAUCUUGUUAAAAGGGUAAAGGAGGAAGGUAAUUCAACUCUUGCUUGAGACACUAACCGAAAAUGGAAACGAAUUUUUUGCACUAAUCCAUUUAUGGGCUAGAACUGCUAACAAGAUCAUAUAUUUGUUUUUGCGCGGAUGGCGUUGUUCAUAAAAGCGGAACAACAGCCAUUUUUUUCUGGAGUUCUCGUUUGAAUUUAAAUGUACAAUACAAAUGUAAUUACCGUGUAAGAUUCCUCUUUCUUUAAGUGUACCCCAUUUCAUUUACUUUGUACCUCUCUUCCUCUGCUUUCUGAAGGGGACUAGAGUGAUAUCUAGACCUAUUCAUUUCAGUGUCAUUGAAAUAUUUGGAUAAAAACUUUUCAUUUUGAAGGUAUGAACUAUAAUGUCAUGUGACUUGCUAGGAAUUGAAAGAUUAUUGUCUUUUCCGAUCCAACUCCUUUGUUAUGAACCCUGCUCUUAUCCUGUCUUCCACCCUCCCUUCCCCCUUCUCCACCAACGGCUGCUUCGGAGAUGAAAGUAUAUCUUAGCUUGAGUCGAAAGAGAAAAACGCCUUAAAAAAUAUUAUUUGUAUGAAAGUUAGAUCUCUAUUUUUAGUGAUUAACAAAUGCAUCUACCAUGCCCCUGUGACCUGUUGCUGUAUUUUAUUGUGUCCUCAGCGGAUCAUUCAAAAUUCCUUUAUUGAUGGAGUAGCAAAUCCCUGUGACGCAGAGAGCAUCAAGAAUUACAUUGUCAAGAAUGAAGGAGCGUUAUCAGGUUACCCUGGAUCAUGUUACCUUCUGGCACAGAAGUUUGAGUUCAACUGGACGGUCCUCGGAAAUAUGGACAAGGUAAUAACAUGAAAUUCUCUUGCUUUCGAUCCUCGAUUGUCUUCACCUUUUCGAGCCUUUUCAUUUUAAGUUGGUACCAUUAAAAACAAAACUAACCCUGGAAUCAGUUCAUAUGAAAAAAAGGUUUUCUUUUGAAACGAUAAGUAGAUUCUUUUUGAAACGCCGGAGAAACGAACACUAGGCGAUAACUUUAAAUCCUAUCAAAAUUUAUAGUUUUAGCCUUGGUAUCUUAGAUCUUGACUCAUCAAUGAUAUAAAUUUUUACAAUGUGACAGAUUCAAAGAGGGGACAUGAUCGGGAGGAAAACUGGCACAGACACAAUCAUUCCCCACACGGACAAACGUGCUCACAUCUCACGCGCGCAUAUAGAACUCGACGUUCCACCAGUGAAUGGUCUUUUGAGGCAUAAGCGCGUUUUCCGGGUUUCAAUGCCUUACGGUCGAGCAGACCAACCAAGCCAAGAAGAAGGGUUGAUGUACAUGCACUGGUGCAACAAUACUGAGGUUUUCAAGACCAUUCUGGCAAACAUCGCUGGUAAUGACAAGCAUUCUAAACUUGGUGACGUAACCGUUGAUAGCUUGAUCAGCGCCGUCCGCCCAGUACUUGGAACCUUCUAUUAUGUGCCGAGUGCAGAAGAGUUGAAGUUAUCCACUAUCAAGGAACGAAGGUAAGAUAGGUGUUCACUUAUAUUUCAGGUUUUAGAAAACUGAUACAACGAUAUCUUUUACGGACUAUCUUAGGGUGGGAGGGGAGGGGAGGGGGGGUGAAGAAAGAGAGUUUUGAAAUGAGUUUAUUCUAUUUUCCCAGCGAUCCCAAAGGCCAGUGCCGUGGCUGCAUCGAUAAUUUUGAACGCGCAAUUGGAAAUAUUUUUACUGUUAUUGAUUACUAUGCAGAAAAUGUGAGCACCUAAACGUAUACAUUAGGUUCAAAAUUUUUUCAUACCGAGAAUAAUUUGUAAUAUUUUUUUUAGUGCAGAAAAUUAUAGCUUUAUUAGUUUUGGCGCUACCGCUCAGUAACGAGUGUGAUAGUCUCCAAAGUUACAUUCCCAACUUCUGAUGGUCAGAGAGCUCAUGCAAGAUUCCAUCUCAGCCACACAUCACAAACCACACUGCUAAUGAGAAAGAAUGAGAACUAGAUGUAAAAAAGAACAAAAGAACACUAGAAAAAUAGGAGUUGUCAGUUUACAAAGGAAUAAUGGAUUCUUUUAGUUUCACGGAAUGUACUCUUGCACUCCAGGUUUGAAAUAUUAGAUUUUUGGAACAUACGAAGUCCAUCAAACGAGUACCUGUUUUACAAUCAGAAGGAAUACCUCUACCGUAUGACAACUGGCGGAUACCACCCCGGAGACCCUCCAAGUAACCGAGUCCUUGGCCUGUUAGACUACGGCUUUCAGCAAUGGAACGACGAAUGGCACAAACGACGGGAGAUGCCUAAAAUUCCGCACCUCUUCACGAUGUUAAAGCCUACAAAAUUGAGCAAGGUGAAAGAGGCGUCUGUCAUGAUACGGAAAGGAUGGGCUGUGAAGGUGUCACUAGGACGCCUGUUUACCACAAACAAAGUACAAAAGCUGCGUGAUUCAAAGCAGCCAUUCUUCGGUCGUAAAGCCGACUUCUUUAACCUUCAUCCAGACGAGAUCAUAGUGGGUAGGAUGCCCAAGUGCUUCUCCCUAGGUCUUGGCAAGGCUGUGAUGCCCUAUCUUCAUGAGUACGAAGUAAUUCCAGCCUUCUACAAGGGUCUGAGUGAGGCAGCCGGAAUGGGGCAUGUGGUUCCUGAUUACGAGAGGCUGGUACAGAAUGGCCUGGGAAAGAUAAUAGAAGAAUUGAAAGCCACCGACAAAGGAGAAACUGCGGAGAAGCAAGACUUUAUAACUGCCUGCAUCCUGGCUUUGGAAGGAAUACAGAAGUACAUAAGGAACUUUGGAAUUUUGGCUGGUUACUGUGCUGACAACAGUGGCUUCGCGAUAUCUGAGGCUCAGAAACAAAACUUAAAACAGGUAAGACUCGAAGAGUUUUUGAAAUAUCGGGGUCAAGAGCCUAUUAAGCCUUUUAAGACAUAAAAGUCAUCGAUCCGCGUGGCAAGAAUUGGCUGCUUUACCAAACCUUCUAUAGCACGAGUAUCUUGUGAGAGUUUUCAGUGGAUAGUAACCAACAUAAGGAGGAAGGGCCAUAAACUUUACUUGAGAGAAAUGUUCGUUUACAAAUUCAUCAUUGACUAUUUUGCGAAAUAUAUUAAAGCAAAAGGAGUAAUCUUUCUUUAACAGAUAGAGACAAGAAUGAAGAAGAUUUCAACCGACCGUCCAGAGACGUUCGUUGAAGCUGUUCAACUGUUAUACUCAUAUCACUGCUGUUUGCACCUCACUGGCGAACCAACAUCUAUCGGACGUCUGGAUCAAAUCUUAUUGCCGUUCCUACCGGGUACAUCUGCUAAAGACGCCCAGGAAAUCAUUGACUGCCUGUUUGUCAAACUCUGUGAGCAUGUUCAUAUCAACUCUCGUCUGUUGAAUGAUUUGGGGACUUGGGGUAUGACAGCAGUACCGUACGCUUCCACAGGGAUGUUCGCAAACGGUGACACCAUCAACCAGUGGGUUCAGCAGGUGCGCUGAGGAUUCUAGUAUUUCAGUACAGUUAUUUGACGUCAAGGUUAAAUUUGCCAUUUUUGUGUUAUGAUAUGAAGACUCUACUGAUCUUUCUAACCUUUUAGUGGCAUAAAUGAUCGCCGUUCUGCCAUUCUCUCUUGAACUUUUGUAGUAUUUUCUAUAUCAACCUAUCUACCUACUUCCUCUUAAUUACCAACAUAAUGGCUUACUUUAACCUCCUAACCUACAUUCCAUUUCCAAGCGAAGUAGAUGUGAUGAAUUCACCAAAUUCCCUUUUCUCCCUUGAAUUGCAGGCUAUAGAGCUGUAGGUAACAGAAAUUUGUCUAAAAUCCGUUCACUGAUGAUUGUAAGUCUUGCUUUUUAGAUCACUGUAGGCGGUUACAAGGCGAAUGACGCAGCAGAGCCAGAAUGUGGUUGCAAUGACGUGACAAUCAUGUGCCUGAAAGCCUCGCGCAGGCUUCCACUUAAUGCCCCGUGUUUGUCCCUUCGAGUGCAUAAAAAUAUGCCGCAGAAGGUACGAAGAGCGAAUUAUCUAUCUAUCUAUUGUUCUGUCUGUGCAUGUGUAUAUGUACUUAUAUAAGGGGGAAGAAACCCAUUGUUAGAGCUGAUAACCAACAAUGAUGUAAGAAUAUUGAAACGGAACCGGGAGAAAAGGAUUAACACGGACCUCAAAUAAUCAAGUGGAAUAAAUUAAUGCUGCAUUUGCUGGAAUAUGGACGAGCGGCCGCAUGGCCCACGUUAGGAUUAACAUCUUCUAGUUGAACGGAUCCUUAUUUGUACUUAAUCAACGUACUUCUAAUGAGGUAAAGUAUAAACUAUCUUAUGUUGAUUGUAUAUUAUAUUGCCCUUGUGUCCAACUGGAGCUAUACAGCUUUAGUCCCUAAGGAUGAUACGUGCGCUCCUUUAAAUUGCCUAUAGUUCUCAAUGAAGAAAAAUGCCUUAGCUGUAUGAUUUUACGAUUUUUUUUCAAUGGAAACAGGUUCUUGAGGAGGCCGCCAAAGCAAUACUAAGUGGCGGGGCUCAUCCAAUUUUGCCCCAUGAUGAACACCUAAUUCAGGGCCUUCAAGAAGCUGGAGACGCUACAGACGUGCCAGUGAGCCUGAAAAGCGCACGGAAUUACUGUUGUGACGGUUGCUACGAGCCAAUAUUUCCAGGAGAGACAGACUUCUCCCUGGCUUAUGUGCCAUUGUUACAAGUGCUUGAAAUGACAAUCAACCAUGGCUCAACAUACUUGCUCGCUGGGCCAAAGUAUCUGGAGGGUGUACCACAGUCUCUGCCAACAGAACAUGCGGAAGAGAUUAACAGCUUUGAUAAGGUAAGGUCUUUCUUUAUAUUCUCCUGUACGUUAAUGUUCUUUAAGGGGGAAGGGGUCCAGAGUGCUUUCAUCCCUUGCGUUACUUUCGCUGUAAAACACGCUCUGUUCCAGAAUGAAAGCCAAGGUUGAGAGCUGAGCAGAGUUUCUCGUGUUCAAUGGUCAUCAAUCCAACAUCCAACAAAAUGUCUUUUUGAAAAGGGGCUGCCCUCCGCUCUCUGCUCCCCUAGGUCAAUAAAGGAAUCGAUAGAGAUCUCUCCAACGCGUAUUAGCAAGCAUUUUGCAAAAAUACUUGUGCUGGAGAAAUGUUUAGUGGACGACAUUUUUUUUCAUUUCUUUACCUUAUUUAAAUGUUUAUUGAUUAUUUUUCAGGUCAAAGAGAUCUUUGCCACGCACCUUAAUGUGCGAACAGGGUACAGCCUUUUCCUUCUGCUUCUCAACUAUGACAACAUUGUGCAGUACUCUCCCAGUCCUCUGCUCUCUCCCCUCAUCCGAGGUUGCCUUGAAACACAGCGGGACAUUUACAACGGUGGUGCUAAUCACACGCUUAUUGGCGUCCAAUUCAUCUCUUUUUCCAACACUGUUGACGCUCUGUACGCCAUCAAAAAGCUUUGCUUUGAUCACGACUCGGCUCUAAUUUCCUUGGCUGAGUUAGUUCGGUGCCUCAAGUGUGACUGGGGAUACAACAUGCAAGAGCCCUUCCAUGACGAGAUUGCUGGCAAAACCCGAGGUCAGCGGCUGUCGGACACGUACAAGGCAGUACGCGAGACAGCGAUUAACUUGCCCAAAUUUGGAACUAGUGCUGGUGCGGAAAACAAAGACAUCCAAGAAAUCACGAGGUAAUUUGAAUUUGGAAGUCCUUAAGAACAUUUUGAUAUUCUUUCUUAACUUUAUAGUUGGUUUAUACUUUACAAUUUUAUAAGGCAAGCUCGUCCAAAAUCGCCUAAGGAGCGUUUAGUCGUCGCGCGUUAUGAUGUGAGAUAAACAAACAAACUAUUUCCUUAUUUUUUUUCGUCUUCACUGAUUAGUAACCAUCAUGCCGUCGUUGUCUUUUUGCCACCAACUGGUCAUGGUCAAUGUGUCACUCAAUGUUUAUUUAUGAGGAUGUCGUUUAUUUAUGAGGGUGUCACGAGAAGGAAAUUGAACCAAUCUCCCUCCGAGUUAGUGCGAACUCUUUAAGAAAUGAACUAUAAAUUGUGUCAGAAUAUAUUUUUUUGUUUGGCAAAAGGAACACAUCGUGUAUCAGUGUUGUUUAAGGAUUGAACAGGUUGCCUCUCAUCUUACAACUCUCGUUUUCUGAAAAAAUCCUCUCAUUUUGUAGCUGGUUAGCAGAACAAGUCUCAACAGUUGUGAAUAAAGUGUCCCGCCCCAGUCUGGAAGCUCAUCAACCCCUAGUCGAGUUGAUUGACAGCCUAAAAAAAAAGUACUCGGUGCCUGGGGCACCAUGGGAUGUACUGCUGCCCACAGGAUCAGGGACAUUUGAAGGAUACGUUGGCUGGGGAGCAGGAUGUGGGGCUUCUGCUGAUGGUCGGCGAUCAGGCUCACCCAUAGCCUCCGAUCUCAGUGCUGCUCCCACGCCUCUGGAUAAGCCUCCAGUACCAAAGAGCUUUGGUAUCUACAAGUAGGUCAUAAUAAGAGGUAUUCAGUAAAAAAAAAAAAACGUUUCGUGGCCAAUCCUUUUACACAUGCACUAAACAUCCUAAGCCAUCUUAAGUGUCAUUCUUUUCCAAAACGCGGCAUGUUUCUCCACAUGAUUCAGUUCUAUGUCAAAGUUCCUGUACCAAACUUUUGGUACAGGAACUUUUAAUCGCCGUAAGAUGGCAACUGUAUGAGUCGUGCGACUGAAACAUUUUGUUGGAGAAGAUCUUGUUCGUUUCCUGUCUUUCGUUCCUUUACGCACAUGGCUUUUGCUUCAUUUUUAUUUAGAUCACUGAAAAGCUGGGAUAUGCACUCUAUAAACGUUGGCUUCGCAAACGGUGCAGAAAUCGAUUUGAAGAUUAUGGAAGACUUUAAAGAGAGUGACCUGGUUGAGUUCUUAAGGAAUUAUGCCGACCUAAAGGGUAUUGGAGGAAACAUUUUGUCAGGUGAUUCAUGCUAAACAUUAGGAAUAAAACACGCUCCCCUAGUCUACAUAUGUAAUAGAGUAGUUUGAUCGCACGGGUGAGUGUAGUCCUAAGAAGGACUGUUGCCAGUAGUGAUGACUGACAUUUCGACAACCUGAGCGGAAGUCAGCAUCAGAGUCAGGUGAAUAACUGUUCUCAGUCGAAUGUUCUAGUUCCGGUAUAACUGGUUGGUCAGUUUUGCCGUGAUGUUAUUGGCUGUAAGACUCAAGUGGUGUAAGUCGGUCGUGAUUGGUCGGUCGGUCGUGAUUGGUCGGUCUUUUCGAUCUGUUGGUAAGUCGUUUUAGUAGUGGUUGAAACCUGUUGAAGGAAGUCUGUUCUAAGUUAGUGAACCAGCUUUCCAGAGACGGUGUUCGGUUCAGUCAAAAGUGUGGUUUGUGACACAUUUGAUGUUUAUGUCGUGAGUGAGUCGUUUGUAUGGUGCCGGUAGUGGUUGAAACCUGUUGAAGGAAGUCUGUUCUAAGUUAGUGAACCAGCUUUCCAGAGUCGGUCGUUGAAAGUAGUUGGUGCUGUAGGUUAGGCAUUGGGCAGAGUCCCGGUCAAAAGUGUGGUUCGCAAGUCGGUGUUGUUCAGCAAUCACAUCAUACGUAUCUGACUUAGAAAAUUCGACUGACAACAACUAUUCAAUUGUCUGUGAUGAUGACUUCCGCUCAGGUUGUCGAAAUUUCAGUCACCACUACCGACAACAGUCCUUCUCAGGACUAGACUCACCCGGACGAUCAAAUUACACUAGUACAUGUUACCCUCGGGUUUAAACCAUUUACUGAAUCGAGUGUCCAUAUGUUGAAUAACUAAAUAAGUCAGAACUAUCUAAAACGUCGAUCUAUGUUUCUUUUCUCAAAGAAAAAAACUUUUCAAUUGAGUUGCCAGUGAUGGUCUAUCAGAGUGAAUACAAAUAUCAGAACAGAAGGGACUCUAUUCAAAGCCAAAGGGAACCCUCUGCCUGAAGUACGGAAAAUCACAACUAACAAAGCCACAACUGUUUUCAGUCGUACAAACAAACUACAAUUGCACUAACUAGCCCAACAAUAACAAGUCAACUUCGACUGAAAGCACACAGAUGUUCAUCUAGGGGGCACUGCAUAGCAGAAAUUAAUCCUAAGGGGGAUCCCCGCAAGUUGAAAAAAUAGACAACAGGAUCUUACAAGUGAUGGUCGAGGAAGUAAUAGGCAUGGACGGAUGGGUGACUUCGUGUGGUAGAUGAAAACUUAAAAAAAUUUAUCCCCAGCGCCUGGUGCAAGCAGAGAGCAUUUAAUACGAUAAAAACCCCAAAAAAACUUGUUGUUUCUCUUUAUAGUGACUUGUGCCAAUCCUGAAACAUUCGCCAACGCCCAAAACAACCCAGAGCAGUAUGAUCUCAUCCGCGUUCGUACAGGGGGCUGGAGCGAGUUUUACACUACUUUCUUCACCGCUCAUCAGAAACAUCAGGAGCGGAGAAUGUAUUACCAUUCUACAUAAAGUACUGGAUCUCUUGAUCUAUAGCCGUGUUGUGGCAUAUCGGUCUUCAAAGCCUUUCUGUUGUAAGAUUGUGGUGACUCUAUGUUUAUUAGGUUUAUUUUUCGAAGUAUCCAAGACUUAACUAGUAAAAAGGUCAGACUAGAUUGAAGUGGUUUUUUUAGGCAGCGGUAAGCUUGUGCACCAGCGCAAUUAAUGAUGUUAAUAGGCGCGAGUAGAGUCCAAUUUGUCAAUCACGAUUAUGAUGACAGACAGAUUUAGGUCAAAUACCUCCAGUAGAGACAAUAUCUAAGUAAAAAAUUUUGGAAAUUCCCCAUCUUUUUUUUAGGAUAAGUGCUUGUUGUUAUGGAUAUUGUGAUGAAUUCUGUUAUUGGUAGAUUUAGCCGAGUGAACUUAGUAUGCUUGGAAGCUUCAACUGUCCGACUACAGGUGUCCGAUUACAGCCAACUGUCCGAUUACAACUUCACAGAAUGAUUAGUGAGAAAUAAAGUAGCUAAUGCAUCAAUCACAUUUGAGAAAAUUGCAAUGGUUAUGAUUAAUUCUAAUCUAAAGGGACCUGGAUAAAAUAGCCAGGAAACUAGUCGAAAAGAGCUACCUAAUCCUAGUUCGUGCACGCACGUUCAAACUGCAAAGUAAAGCACUUUUGUGCAUUGCAAUUGUCUCCAUGGAAUUGACCAUGCUGCAAUAGAUUGCACACGUCCUAGAAAGUUCUUCCAGCCCGGGAAGUCCCCGUUUUCCCGAAGAUUGUAUUUAGCUGC
Messenger RNA from Pocillopora meandrina, 10280 nucleotides. The record is from the annotation of a GenBank genome assembly. Lineage: Eukaryota; Metazoa; Cnidaria; Anthozoa; Scleractinia; Pocilloporidae.